Messenger RNA from Anopheles nili, 1227 nucleotides. RefSeq names its product intraflagellar transport protein 57 homolog (gene IFT57). Gene Ontology annotation, biological process: intraciliary transport; non-motile cilium assembly. The transcript is spliced from 4 exons. Gene Ontology annotation, cellular component: centrosome; Golgi apparatus; cilium. The coding region runs from base 1 to 1227 and encodes 408 amino acids. NCBI's taxonomy places the organism in Eukaryota, Metazoa, Arthropoda, Insecta, Diptera, Culicidae. The record is from RefSeq and is a predicted model, not a curated record.
AUGUUCCGCAACGAGUACAACCUCGCGAUGGAGCGAGACGCGGGCGGAGUCUCGUCCGUGUCCUCCUUCCAGGUGGACGAUCUGAUGGAGAAGCUGAAGCUGCUGAACUACGAGCGGUUGCUGCUGAAGGAGAUGAAAAUGAAGCAAAUCAACCGCUACUACUUCCUGCGCUCGUUCAACCCCGGUGAGCAGUUCUUCAUGUUCACCUCGAUCUGCGCCUGGUUGAUACGCAAGAUCGGCAAAACCUUCGAUCAGCCACAGGAGUUCGACGAUCCGAACAUUGUCAUAUCGCGUAUCAUCAAGGUGCUGCAGGAAAUGGACGUUCCAACGGACUUCCAGACGAACCGUUUGAUCCAGGGAGCGGGUCCGAUCUGUGUGUACAUUAUGGAUUGCUUAGCUACGCAAGCCCUCAAACUGACUAAGUUCCAGUUGAAGCGACCCGAGUGUCGCAAAGAAGAUGACCCCAUGGUGGACCUAAUUGAGAACGACUCUGAGAUCAUCCUUGAGAAGGUGGAAGAGGAACAGAUGGCGAUCGGUAGCGAUGAGAGUGAUGACGAACGGGCUGGUCUGUUCGAUUUGAGCUUCUCAGAUCCUGCUCGAUCGAAUGCGUCCAACGCCCGGAAGGAGACACGUGAGUAUAAGGUGGAUUCGCUUUCGGAUAGCGAAACAUGGCGUUUGGAACUCGAACGAGUCCUGCCGCAGUUGAAGGUAGUGGUUAAAACGGACCCACGUGACUGGCGCGCACAUCUCGAGCAGAUGAGAACCUUACGAGGCAACAUCGAAACGGCGACCGAAGAAACUGAUAGCCAGUUGGGUAAGCUGCGCUCCGACAUCAGCUACGUGAUGGAGAAGAUCGAGAGCCGCGAGAGACACCUGAACAACGAUCUUAAGGAGCUGAUCGCACAGUACAAGCAGAUCCUGGUCGAGCACAAUCAGGUGACCGCACAAAUCCGACAGGUGGAACAAGAGAAGACAGAACACGAGCACGAACUGUCGAAGAUCACCAACGAGUUGGAGAACGUCAAGAUCCAGAUGGAGCAGCGUGGUAACUCCAUGACCGAUGGCAGUCCACUUAUCAACAUCAAGAAGGCAAUCUUUCGCAUCAAGGAGGAGCUGUGUGAGAUGGACAUUAAGAUCGGGUUGAUGGAGCACUCGCUAAAUUCGGAAAUCGUUCGACAAGGCUCGCAGUACGCCGAGUUGGACUCGCUCGUUAUGGCAGCCCAUUGA